This is a messenger RNA of Dentiscutata erythropus, 384 nucleotides long. The record is from the annotation of a GenBank genome assembly. Lineage: Eukaryota; Fungi; Glomeromycota; Glomeromycetes; Diversisporales; Gigasporaceae.
AUGGACGAUCUAUGUUAUGGCACAGGAACAACAUAUUUGGCCGGUCUAACAUUUGGUGGUACGUGGGGUUUGAUUGAAGGAUUACGUGGACAUACACCUAAUUUUAAAUUACGAAUAAAUACGGUACUUAAUUCUGUCACGAGACGUGGUCCUUACAUUGGAAAUUCAUGUGGAAUUUUAGCCAUGGGUUAUAACAGUAUCAAUGGAAUAAUUAGUAACAUGAGGGGUAAACAUGAUGCUAUGAAUAAUGUCGCAUCUGGUGCUUUAAUAGGCGCGAUCUUUAAAUCUACUGCCGGUAUAAAAGCCGCAGCAACCGCCUCUGUAAUCUGUGCAGCCACUGCUGGAACAUGGACUGCCUUAAAACAGUAUUUCUUUAAAUAUUAG